UCUAUUGAUUCCUUGAGCACUGAUUCUCUUUCAAAUAAAAUCUUCUGUUCGUCCGCCUCAAUUGUAGUGCAGUUCUACAUGGGCAGGUGGAUGGAGGUGGAACUAACUGAUGGGAGGCUUAUUCGCGGUCAAAUGAUGUGCACCGAUAGACGACCUAAUUUCAUACUUGGUCGACGUUUAGGCCAACUCGUCGUCGUGGAGGUCCUUGAAGACGACGAAUUAGUCGAAAAGUCGACCUAA
This is a messenger RNA of Haemonchus placei, 240 nucleotides long. NCBI's taxonomy places the organism in Eukaryota, Metazoa, Nematoda, Chromadorea, Rhabditida, Trichostrongylidae. The record is from the annotation of a GenBank genome assembly.